Oncorhynchus nerka (sockeye salmon) is the source of this 2868-nucleotide messenger RNA. RefSeq names its product zinc finger protein 507-like. The transcript has 6 exons. The coding region runs from base 102 to 2714 and encodes 870 amino acids. The record is from RefSeq and is a predicted model, not a curated record. Gene Ontology annotation, biological process: positive regulation of transcription by RNA polymerase II. Gene Ontology annotation, cellular component: nucleus. Lineage: Eukaryota; Metazoa; Chordata; Actinopteri; Salmoniformes; Salmonidae.
GUGUGAGAGACAGAGGCCACUUUUUACUGCUACAGGAUAAAGCACCGUUUUUUAUUUUUUAUGUUUUGAGGCCAAAGAUCACUCAGAAUUGCCGAAUCAGCAUGGAGGACAGCAGUGGAGUUGCCAUCCUGCUCCCCCUCUCUAGAGGCCAACAGGAGACUGUCUUCAUCCCUGAAAGGGUGGAAACGCCUCCAGGUACCCUGAUGGAGCCUAGGGAUGGUGACCAGAGGCAGCAGCAGGCCGCAGACUCCCUCAUCGAGGUGAUCGAGAAGCUCAGCAAGAUCGUGGAGAAGCGCCCACGUCGAUGUACCCUGGCUGGGAAGAAGAGAGCCCUCAUGUCCUGUGCCUCCAUCAGAGUCCCAGAGAUCAGGGAGGGCAGUGGUGGGUCCUCCCCCUGCAAGAGAGUCCGGGAGUUGGAGGAAGAGGUGAAAGAGGAGGAGAUCAAGCCAGACAGCAGUGCCCCUGCUGGCAGCAGUAGGACCAUCACCUGUUACCAGUGCAGCCUGUGUCGGUUCCUGUCCCCGACCUUGAGCCUGCUGAAGGAGCACCUGCGGCAGCACGAUGAGCAGCACAGUGACCUCAUCCUCAUGUGUUCUGAGUGUCGCUUCACCUCCAGCCACCAGGAGGAGCUAGAGGCCCACGUCAGGCUCCACUUUGACUGCAGCAACUCCAACAAGAACCCUGUAUCCAGCCAGCAGGCCAGAGAGGGGAAUGAGGACUUGGGGAUGGGGGGUAGUGUGGAGGACGUUGUGUUCAAAACCGCCAUGGACUGUGCUGAGGAGAUCCCUGCUAAGAAGAAGUGGUACAGCUAUGAGGAGUCUGGGAUGUACCGCUGCCUGAUCUGCAGCUAUGUGUGUGGACAGCAGCGAAUGCUAAAGACACAUGCAUGGAAGCACGCAGGUCUGGUGGACUGCUCUUACCCGAUCUUUGAGGACGAGGCAGUGGCACCUUCCAGACAAGAAGCACCAGCACCUCCUGUAGCUCCUCCUGCAGAGGAAGCCAUAGUGGUCCUCACCCCGGUCCCAGAGAACUCCCAGAACCUCAACAAGAUGUCCACCUUCCAGAUUGACCUCUGUGCUCCUGUGGCGGAGUGUAAGAAUGAGGCCAGGACAGAACCAAUCACAGAGGAGAGCCCAGUGGAGAGGCUAUCUAAAGACUCAGAGCCAAUGUUGGAGGUACAGGUGACCACAGAGACAGAGGUGGAACUUGUGCAGGACUGUCAUCAAAUUACAAGCACAACAGACAGCCUCCUGUCAUCAGCCCAGAAGAUCAUCAGCUGCAGUCCCAACAGUGCCGGCCAUGUCAACGUCAUAGUGGAGCGACUGCCGUGUGCAGAGGAACCCGUGGCCACCCAGCCCCUCCUCCCCAGCCCAGAGGUGGGCAGAGACGAGAGCCUGCUGGCUGCAGAGGAGGCGGGCCAUGUGGAGAACCAGCCAAUGCUUGCUUACAAGGAUGAGCAGCAGGAGGUGGUGAUUUGCUGGAGCAACAGCGAGAGGCAGCAGACCACCACGGACCCUCCGCGUGACGAGAACGCUCCCCCAGCCCGCAGGAGGACCCACUCUGAGUCUCUGAGGCUGCACUCCCUGGCUGCUGAAGCUCUGGUGGCCUUGCCCAUGAGGACCGCAGAGCACAUCAGGAGCAUCGUGGGUCAAUGCUCCCAGAGCCCUGACACGGGCCAGAGGCUCCUGGAGAUGGCUGCAGCAGUUUCAGCCGACAGAGCCCCUGCAGCGGUAGAGGAGCUGGCAGGAGUGGGCAGCGUGGGGUCAGCCCUGGUAGACCUGGAGCUACAGGGGUCCAGAGAGUACGGGCUGGCUGAGGGCCCCACCAAGGCUGGCAUCAGCCUGUCCCUGCUGACGGUCAUAGAGAGGCUGAAGGAGCGCUCGGACCAGAACGCCUCAGAUGAGGACAUCCUGAAGGAGCUCCAGGACAACGCCCAGAGCCAGCACGCCGUGGAGGUCAGCGCCUGUGGCGGGGGGGACCCGGGUAACCCUGGUGGUGGUCUGGUGGACUACAUCCCUGGCAGCGAGAGGCCCUACCGCUGUCGCCUGUGUCGCUACAGCAGUGGGAACAAGGGCUACAUCAAGCAGCACCUGCGAGUACACCGCCAGAGACAGCCCUAUCAGUGUCCCAUCUGUGAACACAUUGCCCUGGACAGCAAAGAUCUAGAGGGCCACAUGAUCAACCACUGCAAGACCAGGGUGUACCACUGCAAGCAGUGUACUGAGGCCUUCUAUUACAAAAGUCAGCUGAGGAACCACGUUAGAGACCAGCACGGUUUGGGCGACACCAACGCAACACUAACCCCUGUCACUGAAACCACGGCAACCAUGGAGGAAUCUGAAAAGAUGACAAAUGACGAUUCCAUCAGUUCGCAGAAGGUGUACAGAUGCGAUGUGUGUGAUUACAGCAGCUCCACUUACGUUGGAGUUCGGAACCACCGGAGGAUCCAUAACUCUGACAAGCCUUACAGGUGCUGCAGCUGUGACUUUGCCACGACCAACAUGAACAGCCUGAAGAGCCACAUGAGGAGACAUCCCCAGGAGCACCAGGCUGUCCAGCUACUGGAGCAGUACAGGUGUUCACUGUGUGGCUAUGUGUGCAGUCACCCUCCGUCCCUCAAGUCUCACAUGUGGAAGCACGCUGGCGAUCAGAACUACAACUACGAGCAGGUGAACAAGGCCAUCAACGAGGCCAUCUCCCAGAGCGUCCGGUGAGUGGGGGGGGGGUUUAACGGUCUGCCUUUACCAUCUGUAAAGCUUCUAGUCAGACUGAAGCCUGUGUUUGGGUCCCAGUGAACCAGGAGGUGUAGGGUCAUGUCUCUGUCUUGAUGGUGAACCUGCUCUCUCUCCCUGGCUGUAGUUCCCCGGU